Molecule: messenger RNA, 4148 nt
Organism: Aspergillus candidus
Lineage: Eukaryota; Fungi; Ascomycota; Eurotiomycetes; Eurotiales; Aspergillaceae
Exons: 2
Coding region: 43-3810 (1255 amino acids)
Biological process (GO): protein phosphorylation
Molecular function (GO): ATP binding; protein kinase activity
Source: RefSeq, a predicted model, not a curated record
CCCCCCCCCCCCCAUCACCACCGUCACACCAAUUGCGCCAAGAUGUCCGUUCUCCACCAUGGGGGAGGUUUCCUCCAGCGGCGUCUCACCAAAAUGUAUACCGAUACAAAGACCUCCUGUGAGAGUGUCACCACGGCUUCCAAGGCGGUCGACGACCCGGAACUCGUCGCGUUGCAUCGGAGCUUCCGGACCCAGCGCGAUCGACUCCUCGCAUGGGGUUUGGACUGGAGUGACGCCAGCGCCGCUCAGCCGCAUGAUAUCGACGAGUCUCUAACCCAAGCUGGCUAUAGCGACGUCGUCGCCAGCGUCAUGUCGAGUAUCCAAGAACAACUCAAUGAAGCGGAGCGUCUCCAGCACACGGGAGCCUCGGGCUUGCCCCCGAAGGGCGCCGGAGCGGACACUGCUUCCAAAGAUGUACUCAGCAGUCUGCCCGCAAAGACCCACUGGACGGACGACGACAUUAACCACUCCAAGUCGAUCCUUGCGGACCUGACGGCCUGUAUCGACACCCUUUAUGACCUCUCGAGUUCGCGCCGGAGUGCGCAUGGGGCACAGGCAGCCGCGAGAAGUCGGUCGUGGGCGGACGAAACAGGCCACUCGGACUUCAAGCACCGACGCCCGUCUCAUCAGGACAGCUUUGACUACUCGCCUUUCUCGGAGAAAUCUGGAUUGCAUUCGCCCGGUAUCGAUCCGGCCAAAUUCAAGAUGGCGUCCAUGAAUUACAUCAUCGAUCGCUCAGCCUUGCAACUGUCCGGCGCAUCGCACGAUAACAAUCCGCCCCCUUAUGAAAUGGUCGCCGCGUCUUCAAAUUCCCGGGCCAUCGGUCGUAUGAGCACCGCGGCUUCUCCUCUUCUGAGCGGCACCAAGGAUUCAACUGCGACCAUCUUGGUGGAAUUUACGCCGAUGAUGUUGGAGACUUCUGGGAGCUACACCGCUCCCGUGAACAAGCGGCUGGAUCGGGUGCAGCAGACUCUGGAUCAACUUGUGCAAAAUUCCCGGGUGUCUCAUUUGGGCCUGUUGAGGUUCUUGGGCUACUACGUCGACAUGGCAAACUCCCGCUACGCUUUCAUCUACCAAAUGCCUAUCGAUUACUUCCCUUUUCUCCGAAAUCCUACGGAUCUUUUGAAGGGUUUGAAGCCCAAGCCUCUGGUUUCCCUCUUUCAAGUCGGAGACGACUAUCAAGUCCCGACUUUGGAGACCCGAUUCCGGCUGGCUUACGACCUUUUAAUGGCGGUUUUGCAGCUACGGAGUCAGAACCUGGUUCAUGGCAACAUCAACAGCAGCAACGUACUGAUAUUUCCUGGCUUGACGAAUACAAACAGCGACGAAGUAGGUCUCACGGAGAACCUGCGGCGUCCCUACCUGACUUCGUUCGCUCAAUUCCCCGGCAACGGCCCGACUCCGGAACCCUUGUCAUCGAGUAUGUAUCGUCAUCCCGACGAUAGGAGGCUGAUCGAUGAUGAUGCAUCCUGGGCCUUUGAUCUCUAUUCUCUGGGUCUCGUGCUUCUCGAGAUCGGACUGUGGACGCCCAUCAGCCGUCUCUGGAAAAUGAAGUACAACAUGUCCAUGUUCAAACAGAGGAUCGAGAAUGUGUAUCUGCAGAAAUUGGGUCCCAAGUGUGGCAGCGCAUACCUCCACGUGGUCCAACUAUGUCUCGAUGCGCCCAACUUUCACCUUUCCACUCAGCCGUUCGAUGAUUUCAAUCUCAGGAUCCCCCAAACCUACCACUACCCGGUUUUGGACCUCUCGGAGCCGGAUAGUAUCUUUACUUUCUCCAUGAAUUUCAUCUACACGAUGUCCAAAAUCGUCUGGUCUUGUUGUCGGAUUGACAUCUUUUCGGCCCCGGGUGCCGAGGAAUUGGACGAUUGUCUUCCGCUCGCGCUAGUUCCCAAGCAGGAUUCCUCUGGCCCGAAGGAGCCUGCCCGAGAGUAUAUUCCUGCGCCGAUUCACACGCAGACUGUCCCCGUGGAUGAUCCAUACUCGGCCAUCCCUACGUCGGAGAUGAAGGCUCUAAGGGAGAAGAUGGGCGCUUUUGAACCCGGGAGGGUGAGGAAGAGGACUUUCAAGAAACUCACCAACGUCGAGAUCCCCCAGGCACACCUCAACGAGUGGAAUUUCCACAUGAUGCCCCGGCUGAGGAAGCUUCUCCAAAAGAUCUUAAAAGAUUCAUCCGAGUCCUGCGGUGUUACUUUGAUGAUGACCGGGGAGUCGGUGGACAGUGCCAGGACGACGAUCUGUGUGACCUGUUGCAGCGCCAAGAAAGUCCGCGCAGCGCUCAAGAAAUACUUCGUGCUCGACCGGGAUGAUUGGGAUAUGUUAGUUCUUCGCGGAGACAUCCAACGGUCAAAGGUCCCACGCAAGAAGCGCCGCAAGCCGGCAAAGACUGGGCCUGGGAAUGACACGACUUCCACCGCAUACCAUGAUCCGAAUCCAUGCUAUCAACAACGGCCGCUAUGCGGCGCAUCAAUUGGUGCUUUCCUCAACGAGGAGCAUCUCCCUCCGGUGACUUACGGCGGCUCGGUCCUCGUGGAUGGCACACCAUAUGGAAUGACCGUCCACCACAUGUUGGAGUCACCCAGUGACCAAGAGGACGCCGAUGAACAAGAAGUCGACCCCGGUCCUCACCGGUCCGCAGGUCACUGGCCCCAGGGGUCGGUGGCUCAAGACCCAGAGUUCAUGUACAGCUGGUGUGAUGACGACCCGUCCGAGAUUGAUCUCGAGUUCGAAGUUUCUGAGGAUGAAGACCGAGAUGAUAUCUCUAUCUCGCAGAGCCUGGAAGGCAAUUAUGACGACUUUACCCUUUCGGACGACGGUUAUUCCUCAGAGGAGGAUGGUAUGCGCGAGUAUGAGGAUGAAGACUCAGCCUCGAUCGGCGACACGGCUGGCAUUGAGCCGGGUGAUGAACCUCCCUUGUUUGUCACUCAGCCCGCAAUCGACGAUGUAGACGAGAACUUUUUCCCGUGUCCUGAAGACCGCGACGACGAGCACCUCGCCUCUCACUCCUUUGGAUAUGUGCAUGCCUCAUCGGGCGUCAGACGCUGGACGAGGAAAGGGCUCAGACACGAGAUCGACUGGGCGUUGAUCAAGAUCAACGAGGAUCGAACCGACGCGCGCAACGUCGUAUACGAGAACCAGACACGGUUUGCACGCAGACCCGGCGAACAGGGAUCGUCGAUGUCGCAGAGACAACCGAUCUACCUCAACGACAUCGCCCGUCUAGAAGACCUAGGCGGCCUUCAGGUCCACAGUUGCGGGCGGACCACCGGAUUGCAAUCCGGACAGAUAUCCAAAGCUAUGACAAUCGUCAAGCUUCGCGGACGACAUACCUUCUCAACGAGCUUCUGCGUGGACGGGAAUUUCGGAAUCCCCGGUGACUCCGGAGCAUGGGUCUUCGAAAGGUCCACUGGUCGAGUCUGCGGGCACGUUCUCGCCUGGUCCGAAAAGACCCACACAGCCUACAUCGCCCCGAUGGAGAUCCUCCUACAAGACAUCGCCCGCACGCUCAACGCCUCCUACGUCUCCCUCCCCGGCCACCCAGACGAAUCUCUUGCCUACGCCAUGUCGCAGCAUCCCCAUCCACAUCCCCAUCCUCACCAUCCAUACUUCGAUCCCCACAACCCGCGCUACCGCGCCCCACCGCCCCUCCCAGAUCGCAUCCCCGUCGACAUCAGUCCCCUACGGAUCGACGACCCUGCUGCAAACAUGGGCCCCGUCCACACCAGCCGCGGCCUGCGCGAAGCCUCUUCUCCCUACCGGAGCAUGCCACCGAUAUUGACUCCGCCUCGCAGUCUGGAAAGACAGCUUGCGUAGACUGGAUCUGCUACUACCUUUCUUUUGAUAUUCCAUUUCUAUGUUACGAUACCACAUUAUACCCCCUUUUCUUACAUUUUGAACAUCGCCCUCCUGGUACUGCUCUGCUACUCCCUUGCACGGUUUCUUACGAUUGAGAUGAAUGUCCGGGAAACAAUACAGUGCAUGGAAUAAUGAAAACCCCUUUUAUGUGUCUUUGUUUUGGUCAUUCUGCCCAGUAUCUUGUCUCGCUGCCCUGUGGUUACACUACAGCCAAGCCAUCCAUUAUCUUGGUACUACCUACUACACGUAUGGUUAAAUAAGUAAAGGAUUGAGUCAGCACGCUCCACGUGUUGUGA